UUUGGUUGCAUUGACCAAGACAGAGACGGUGUUAUCAAAAAACAGGACCUGAAGGAAACUUAUGCACAACUGGGGAAGCUAAAUGUCAAAGAGGAGGAGUUGGAUGAAAUGUUGAAUGAAGGGAAGGGUCCCAUCAACUUUACUGUAUUUCUGACACUUUUUGGGGAGAAACUUAGUGGUACUGAUCCUGAAGACACCAUACUAGCAGCCUUCAAACUUUUUGACCCCAAUGGAACAGGCUUUGUUAAUAAGGAUGAAUUUAGACGACUACUGAUGAAUCAGGCUGAUAAAUUCACAGCAGAGGAGGUGGAUCAGGCCUUCGCUCUCGCUCCCAUAGAUCCAACUGGAAACAUUGACUACAAGUCUCUCUGCUACAUCAUCACACAUGGAGAUGAGAAGGAAGAAUCAUGAACGGCACAGUUGUGUGAAGGCAUGUUGUAAAGUCCAACUAAACCCGUUUUACCUUGGCUGUUAAUAAUUUGACCUGUCUGCAGUGCAGUGUUGUCCUUGAGUUAGUGAAAGCAAUAAGCCCUAUGCCCAGUACAUGUGAACUUAACUGAAAUCUAAGCCCAAUGAGAUGUGGGAGGAAUUAUCAAGCAUGAUUUUAAGAUGGGGAAUCCUUUUCUGACACAUGGUCACAGGACCGCAUGGUGUGAGAAGAAGGUACGAAUUUUUGCUCUAGAAAUCAUUUUUAAAAUGGCAUAAAUUGUAAAUGACAGAUACGUGUAUGUGCUUUAUAGAGGAGUUUUGUCAAGUUUCAUGAAGUUUUUUGUAUAUUGAAUGUUCAGGAACUCAGUUUUUCUUUUCGUUGCUUCAAGGCAACGUUAUGAAAUAACGUCUUCUUGGAGGGAAACUUUGCUAACAUUGUGUUGGAAUGUAAUCGUAUGUUACUUCAUGUAUUUGUGCACAUAUUUGUGCUCAUUUUACAUGUUGCUGAUGUGAUGACUCUUGCACAUUGGGAUGCCAUCAAAAUAAGUCUCCCUUUCAGAGACAGUUGCCAGGCCACAAGAGAUAUGGGUGAUUAUGAUAAGCCAAGAUUCAGCCUCUUCUGAAUCACAUGAUAAUAAUAAUAAUGGAUUGCAUUUAUAUAGCGCUUUUCGGGACCCCUCAAAGUGCUUUACAAUACCACUAUUCAUUCAUGUCUCCUGUAUUUCUGUAAUGCUUUCGAUAUAAUUAUUGAUGUGUGUGGGCAACUGUGUAUGGCGCAUCUUUUAUUUUAUUUAACAACUUUCCUUUCAA
This is a messenger RNA of Pundamilia nyererei, 1239 nucleotides long. Its product is annotated as myosin regulatory light chain 2, atrial isoform-like. The annotation marks the transcript as partial. The transcript has 5 exons. The record is from RefSeq and is a predicted model, not a curated record. Lineage: Eukaryota; Metazoa; Chordata; Actinopteri; Cichliformes; Cichlidae. Gene Ontology annotation, molecular function: calcium ion binding.